UCAGGACAACGGAAAGUAAAAUAGAAUUAUUUUUUAUUAAUAUCCUAAAUUCGUUACACCUCAAUUUUAGUUAUUUUUUUCUACGCUUUCUUAGCAUAUCCUAGCUUUCAGAAAUUACGUGAGAACUUUGUACGUCUCGCUUCCCAACCUUUGGAACAUAAUUUGACAUUUGACACAUCGAAAACAAAUAAAAUUGACAGUUGAGACACAAAAACGAAAUAAACCUUGAGGUCGUAGACAUGAAUAAAUAGAAUUUAUUGAACUUAAAUCGGUCGUACAUACAUCAUCAGUUCACAACAUGAUGGAAAUCGAAAUCGAAGAAAAUUGCGCGCAAUCAAACGACCAAACCCCCGAAAAGAAAGCCGUGAACGAACUGAAAGAUAUGUGCCUGGACAAUGCGCAAUAUUUUUCGAAAGACAGCAGCGAAAACGGUCAAAGAUUAUACAAUUCGUUCCUGACUCUCAUCGACGCGUUGGAUUUAAUAUGGCCUAAAGUGUGCAGCAUUAAAAUUCGCGUAACCGAGUUCGAUAUCGACGAAACUACCCCCGGCAACGGAUAUCGAAGUUUCAUCAACGUUUUCAACAUGUCAGUUACGUAUGCGUCGGGGCUGAUUCGUAACGUCACGUCGCAAAGAUCUAGCGCUUCAUUUGAGAAAACCUUACCUACCAAAGAUAUUGAAACAUGCUCGCAUUUAAUAUCCAGCCUGGAUACAUGCUUCGGACAUUUGCAAACGAUGAUGUCGUGGAUGUCGGACGGGAAUUUGUUUCCCGAGCACAAAUCGAUGGACGAAAUGAUUUCCGUUUGCCGGGGUAUUAAUCAGUAUUGCUUUUACGGGAGGUGCGUCGGUUUUCAAUUUUGCCAAUCCUUGAGGGCUAUAUUGCAAUUCGUCUCCCUCUCUAUGGCGAUCUUUUCCGAAGCCUAUUAUACUCAGGGCUUAAAUUCAGGUUCUUUAUUCGCGAAAGCGAAGAAUUCGGUGGUGACUGCCGUGAAGUAUAUCUUGGAUCCAGAGUUGCGCGCUAGACGAAUCGUAAACAUUUCUGAGAACGCCGACGUGGACUUUUGCAAAUCGUUCUGGUUCUUGUCGGAGUGCACGCCGAUGAACGGAUUGCCUUCGGUAGUCGGAGUCGACGUUUGUCAGGCCAUCAGCCUCACACCCCAGCCGUUCGCCCUCGAAAUUGACGACCGAAUCAUCGAAGUUCCCGUCCCGAGCUCUUAUUUAGGUCCCAAACCCGUGCACCUGCGCCUCAUAAGUUACAAGUUGCGGAGGGGCAUGUUGGGGAGCAAAAACAAGGCACCGUCGGAACCGCCGGCGGACGGACUGAUCGUCCAUUGUCACGGGGGCGGGUUCGUGUCUCAAUCUUCGAAAUCGCACGAGAGUUACCUGAGAGAUUGGGCCAAACGAUUGAACGUGCCCAUAAUUAGCGUCGAUUACAGUUUGGCGCCCGAGGCCCCGUUCCCCAGAGCCCACGAAGAAAUGUUGUACGCUUACUGUUGGAUAUUGAAGAACCACCACCUCUUGGGAAGUACCGGCAAACGAAUAAUCGCCGCGGGCGACUCGGCCGGCGCGAACCUGCUCCUCUCGCUAACCUUGAAGUGUGUUAACGAAAACAUCCCGCCGCCUCACGGCGUCUUCGUCGCCUACGUGCCCACCUUGAUAAAGUUCGUGCCGUCCCCGUCCCGCCUCCUAUGCAUGAUGGACCCUAUGCUGCCGUUCGGGUUCAUGAUGCGCUGUUUGAAGGCGUACGCAUGUCCUAUCGGGCAGCCCGAGUUGGGUGGCGGCUACCAUUCGGACACUGAAAGCUUCGAGGAAAUAUCCGAAUCGGAUUUGGACGAGCUGCAGGCUCACAAAUCGCCAGUGUCUGACGCAUCGGACACUCUCACUUACGGCUCACUCACAUCCAACCCUGAAGAAGAAAUCGAUGGCAAAGGGGCGGAGGAAAUCGAAAAGAACGAGAUAUACGCGACGCGUAUUGUGCAGGAGUACAUUUUGAGCACGAAGGAGGCAGAACCACCGAGGUCUAGUACCGCCGACGACACCUGCACCGAGAGUUCCACGUCGACGAUGGAGUCGGUGCAAUUGAAAGUUACGGAUUUCGUUGCCAACAUUAAGGGUCAGUUUACCAAAUUCCUAAAGGAAUCGGCGGACCGGAAAAAAAAGACGCCGAAGGAGUCGGCGGUCCAGAAUGAGCACGAAACCCAGGGGCGGUCGCCGGCACCUCACAAGAAACUAUCAUCCAGUUUGCUGGAGGAGGUGUGUAACUUCUCCGUGCCUAGGGAUCCUUACCUCAGUCCGUACUUGGCGUCCGACGAGGAUCUGAAUAUGUUCCCCACCACCAAGAUAUUGACCGUCGAGCUGGACCCUUGCCUUGACGACUGCGUCAUGUUCGCGAAGAGGUUGAAGAGGUUGGGAAAAGACGUGACCUUGGAUAUUUUGCAAGGUUUACCCCACGGGUUUCUAAACUUUUCAUUGAUUUCGGAAGACGCGCAUGCGGGUUCCAAACUGUGCGUGCAGAGAAUAAGGGAGCUGCUAGAUCCAGAGUCUUCCGUAAACCCGGCAAACCUUACAUAACCGCAGUUGUUUGCGGCGGUUGUAGAAUAAUGUAUUUUUAUACAGAUCGAUAUUGUUGCUCUCUUUGAUUAAUAAUCUCAAAUCGAGAAUAUACUUAUAUUUUCGUUAAUUAAUUAUAAUUAUAUUAGUAAUUUAAAUGGGCCAUUCCACAGGAAAAAAGCAAACUUUGUAACGUCACACUUAUUUUUUGUUCUGUCAUUUGCGCGACCGUAUUUAAGGGGAUUUCUCAGGUCGUUUUAUGAAAAAAAAAGUUCCUAUAAACGUAGUUCGGGAAUUUCCUAGAUACAGCAAUAUUAUCAUUUUUUUCGAAAUAUUUGGGCGGAUUUUUAAAAACUCUUGCUUUUAUAGUUAACCCUUUUAUACCACUUUGCAAGAUGCCAGAGAAAUAUCUAGAUAGGAUCGAACAAUCCACUUAUUAGUAAAGCAAGGAUGCUAGAUUUCUUUAAAAAAAAAAUGCAUGUGCCCUGCCCACGGAAAUUUCGAUAAAAUAAGAACUAAUUCGCUUUUUUUUUAAAUAGUCUUCAUUUUUUUACAUAAUACAUAAUUACGUUUGUUGUUAGAAUUCAUUGCUUUUUCAAAUAAGUACAAUGUGAUCGCAGGCAGUUUUAAAAUCUGAAAGGCCCAGAGUAAAAGUUAUUGACGGGACGUGUUUACUGGAACUAAAAGAUUUAACUUGACCCCCAGGCAGCAGCAUUUAUUUGCUGGUUCGUUGCGCAAUAUUUGUAUGAUAGACA
This is a messenger RNA of Cylas formicarius (sweet potato weevil), 3303 nucleotides long. Its product is annotated as hormone-sensitive lipase. The transcript has 10 exons. The record is from RefSeq and is a predicted model, not a curated record. Bases 299 to 2569 code for a protein of 756 amino acids. Gene Ontology annotation, molecular function: sterol ester esterase activity; triacylglycerol lipase activity. Gene Ontology annotation, biological process: cholesterol metabolic process; triglyceride catabolic process. Lineage: Eukaryota; Metazoa; Arthropoda; Insecta; Coleoptera; Brentidae. Gene Ontology annotation, cellular component: cytosol.